AUGAUGGAGUAUCCGCCCUCCUCCAUCGCCCUCUCGCCGCAAUCGCCGGCCGGGUCGACGCCCACCCCGACGCCCACCACCAAUUCGACCGUUUUCCGGCCCCGCCGAUCCGAUGACUGGCACGAGUAUCGUGAGAUCAUCGAGCAGCUCUACCGCAAUGAUCAGCUGAAGCUGCGCGAUGUCAAGCGUAUCAUGGAGCGCGACUACAAAUUCCAAGCAUCAGAAAAACAGUACAAAGAUCGCCUGGCCGCCUGGAACGUCCGCAAAAACAUCAAGGCGAAAGAGGUUCAUCUCAUGGUGCGCAAGCAGCAGAAGCGCGCCGCCCGGGGCAAGCGAACGGCCUUUCGGGUAAAUGGCCAGGAAAUCGAUGAGAAGCGCAUAGCCCGAUUCAAGCGGCGCUACAACGAAGAAUGGGACGAGAAGAAGGACAAGGAUCUGCAGCAGAUGAGCCCCGAGCCGACCACCCCCUCCGACAUGACCUGCUAUACGCCCGAACCGACCGAUGAAGCACCCACGCCCAUUUCUCCAUCAGAUAUCCAAUCCCCUACCCGUGAGGCAUCCACCUACCCUCUCAGCUACGAUCCCAACCAUAUCGACGCGGUGCCUGACCUUAUCAUGGACGAGGAAUCGCCAUUCUCCAUGACCCUGAACAGCCCGCCACCUCGACGAUCCUACCAUGCAGGGCCUGAACUCGCGCAUAUUGGACAUCUCGGUUCAUCCCACCCAGCGCAUCAGCCUCAUCCCGCCCAUCCACCUAGAGCAGAGCACCCAACCCACUCGCAUCAUCCAUCCCAUCAGCAUCUACAGCAUCAGCAUCAUCCUCAACUCCCCCAACAUUCCCAUCCUCAGCAUCCUCCCCCAAUGCCCGCCGCUGUUCCCGCCUCCAUUCCAGCAUCAAUGCCCGCCCCGGUGCAAACCGUGGCCCCAACGCUUCCAUCCACUGUCACGGCACCCCCAGUCAUCGACCGAACAGCUCCCCGAGAGUACAUGACACCAUCGGGGAUGAUGGUUUCAUCGUCCGGGGCUAUCGCUCCUCAUUCAAACCAAUGGGACCGUCUCGAUACAUUCCAGACCCGACUGGAGUUCCUCAAUCACCAGCUCAAUGCGUCAAUGUCCCGCUGGAACCGAGACCAAGACCCCAACGAGCUCGCCCAUCACCCCGGUCACGAAGGAACCGGGAUGUGA
Messenger RNA from Penicillium argentinense, 1185 nucleotides. RefSeq names its product Clr5 domain-containing protein. Bases 1 to 1185 code for a protein of 394 amino acids. Lineage: Eukaryota; Fungi; Ascomycota; Eurotiomycetes; Eurotiales; Aspergillaceae. The transcript has 4 exons. The record is from RefSeq and is a predicted model, not a curated record.